GUUUACAAACAAGAAAGUGUCGGGUUUUUUCCCUUUAGGCUGUCCGUGUUUUCAAAUCGUCUCGCAAGUCCGCUGCAGGCGUAUAUCAUAAGUCCCCGAUUUGCACAGUUUGGAGCUGACGUUAACAAGAGCGGAGUAAACGGGGGGCAUUAUCAACAUGGCGGAGCCUACGGCAUCUGAAAUAUUCUGCAGCAGGAUGCUCAGCAUGGUAAACUCUGAGGACGUCAACGCAAUCAUUCAGGCUCAGAGACACAUGCUGGACCGGUUUGAGAAAACGAAUGAAAUGCUAAUAAACUUUAACGGACUGUCCAACGUGAGGCUGCAGCAGAUGAAUGAGCACUUCCUGCUCCACACACGAACCCUUGUGGAGAUGAAGAAAGAUCUGGACAGCAUCUUUAGACGAAUCAGGACAUUAAAGGGAAAGAUUGCUAAGCAGUACCCAGAAGCUUUCAGCAAUAUCCACGAGUCACCGAUCUUGGAGGAUGACGAUGAUGAGUUUGACCCAAUACCACCCAGUUUUGCCACAACAACCACUACCGCCACCUCAGAGCAGAGCACAGAGUCCUGUGACACAAGCCCAGAUGUUGUCUCUCCCACUGUAAGCCGAUGUUCUGAAGAUCUCUCUCAGGAGCCACCAGACACACCCACCUCUGACAUCCCAGUGACCGCCAUACUGAGGGAUGAAGGCCCUGACUCAGUGCCUGCAGAGUAGAGGGGCAUGUUUCUGCAGCAGUCACUAUCUUUUGAACCUGACCUCCCCUCACAAUUGCACUGUGCUGUCUAAAUAAGGGUUGAUGGAUGGUUAUGGCAUCUUUCAAGGUCCCCAAACCUAAGAUCUAACCACGAGAUUUUUUUUCUAAGAAGAAGUCACACCAUAUACUUAAUUUUAUUUUGCAUAGAAGGUAGAAGAAGUCUAUUUUUGCUUCUAUGACAUUCAUUUAAUUGUCUGUUGAUAGUAUAUCAAGACAUUGGGAUAGCAUAUCUUGCAAAAUUAUUCUUGACAUGGACUUAAGCUGUUAAUUUGAAUGCUUUUGGUUUAUAUGCUUGUAUGUUACAUGCAUGUUUGGCCCAAAAAAAAAAUACAGACGGUACUUAAAAGAUUUUUUUCCAAACAACUCUGUAUUACUGACAUCGAAUAGGGAUAAAUUUCCUCAGUAAUCAAGCAACAUUAAACCUUUCUUUUUCACAUUGGGAAAUAAAGUAAACUCAAGCUACCCAUUUCUGCCGAUAGUGAGAGCUGUGCUGGAGAGCAAGCAUUUAUUAACAUGGUCUACAGCCUGCCUGAAUGUGAUUCGUGUUUAGAAAUAAUGUACAUAUUUUGAUCAUUCUCAUCUUUUCCCCACCAUAUUAUUUCAAGGACACAUUUCAGCAACAGACAUGUUUGCUAAUGCAUACAUGAGUCAUAAGUAGC
Messenger RNA from Lampris incognitus (smalleye Pacific opah), 1411 nucleotides. It is a transcript of the gene kxd1, whose product is annotated as KxDL motif containing 1. The transcript is spliced from 5 exons. Lineage: Eukaryota; Metazoa; Chordata; Actinopteri; Lampriformes; Lampridae. Bases 158 to 712 code for a protein of 184 amino acids. Gene Ontology annotation, biological process: lysosome localization. Gene Ontology annotation, cellular component: BORC complex. The record is from RefSeq and is a predicted model, not a curated record.